This is a messenger RNA of Akanthomyces muscarius, 861 nucleotides long. RefSeq lists its product as uncharacterized. Gene Ontology annotation, molecular function: FMN binding. The record is from RefSeq and is a predicted model, not a curated record. The transcript has 2 exons. Bases 1 to 861 code for a protein of 286 amino acids. Lineage: Eukaryota; Fungi; Ascomycota; Sordariomycetes; Hypocreales; Cordycipitaceae.
AUGGGCGACAGCAUCAACCGGAACCCGCACCCCGACUUCAAAAAGGUCGAGGCCUCGCGCCCCGGCUGGGAGGCCGACCAGCGCUUCCACUACACCAAGACGGCCGACCCGGAGUGGUCCUUUGGCCGCGGCCGCAACGCCCUCGCCGACGCCGGCGCGGCCCGUCCGCACGUCGCCAUCGAUCCGCACGCCGGCGACCGCCCCGCGGGCUUCAACUACAAGCUGCUCAUCUCGGCCAUCACCCCGCGGCCCAUUGCCUUUGUGAGCACGCGCAGCGCCGACGGCCGCGUCACCAACCUCGCGCCCUUUAGCUACUUCAACGUCGUCACCCACGACCCGCCCGUCUUCAUGAUUGGCUUCUCGUCGAGCGUCGCCGAGGCCAAGGACACGCUCAAGAACCUGCUCGACUCGAAAGAGUGCGUCAUCAACAUCAUCUCCGAGACGUUCCUCGAGGCGGCCAACUCGACGAGCGUGGACGCGCCGUUUGGCGCCGACGAGUGGCGCGUCAGCGGCCUGACCCCGGAUUAUUCCUGCGAGACGGUAAAGUGCGCGCGUGUGAAAGAAGCUGUCUUUAGUGUCGAGGCCAAGCUGGAUUCCUUCCGUGAGUGGGACAGCCGCUCCAAGCCGGGGAAGAAGUCUGGCACCACGGUCUUUGUCGAGGGCACGCGAUUCUGGGUGCGCGAGGACGCGCUCAACGACGAAAAGAACAUUGUUGAUCCUGCAAUUCUGCGCCCCAUGGGUCGUCUCGGUGGCAUCACCUACUCUCGCACCACGCAGGGCCUGGAGCUCACUCGUCCCAAGUUCAACGAGGACGUCGGCGGCCUGGAAGGCUACGAGAAGCUACCCGAGCGCAAGGCUUAA